This is a messenger RNA of Lolium rigidum, 356 nucleotides long. Its product is annotated as sm-like protein LSM3A. Gene Ontology annotation, molecular function: RNA binding. Bases 63 to 356 code for a protein of 97 amino acids. Gene Ontology annotation, cellular component: catalytic step 2 spliceosome; precatalytic spliceosome; U4/U6 x U5 tri-snRNP complex. The record is from RefSeq and is a predicted model, not a curated record. Gene Ontology annotation, biological process: P-body assembly; mRNA splicing, via spliceosome. Lineage: Eukaryota; Viridiplantae; Streptophyta; Magnoliopsida; Poales; Poaceae. The transcript is spliced from 3 exons.
UCAGAAGUUAGGGCUUUUUGGCCGGACGAGGGAGAAGGGGGAGGAAGGAACAGCCGGCGGCGAUGGUGUCGGAGGAGGAUGUGGCGGUGAAGGAGCCCCUGGAUCUGAUACGGCUCAGCCUUGACGAGCGCAUCUACGUCAAGCUCCGCUCCGAGCGCGAGCUCCGCGGCAAGCUCCAUGCGUAUGAUCAACAUCUCAAUAUGAUACUUGGAGAUGUAGAAGAGAUAGUGACCUCUGUAGAAAUUGACGAUGAGACUUAUGAGGAAAUUGUUCGUACUACCAAACGCACCGUCCCCUACCUUUUUGUCCGAGGAGAUGGCGUGAUACUUGUUUCCCCGCCCCUUCGAACUGCAUGA